Messenger RNA from Cottoperca gobio, 1954 nucleotides. It is a transcript of the gene inaa, whose product is annotated as internexin neuronal intermediate filament protein, alpha a. NCBI's taxonomy places the organism in Eukaryota, Metazoa, Chordata, Actinopteri, Perciformes, Bovichtidae. The transcript has 5 exons. Gene Ontology annotation, biological process: intermediate filament organization. Gene Ontology annotation, molecular function: structural constituent of postsynaptic intermediate filament cytoskeleton. The record is from RefSeq and is a predicted model, not a curated record. Gene Ontology annotation, cellular component: postsynaptic intermediate filament cytoskeleton; cytoplasm; intermediate filament. The coding region runs from base 1 to 1359 and encodes 452 amino acids.
AUGAACCACGGAGACCGCUACACCUCGUCUUCCUACCGGAAGAUUUUCGGGGAUUCUCCCAAGUUCCCCGUCUCCUCCUCUCGCAUGGGCAGCGCCUCUUCCCGGGGCUCCCCGGGGCUCCGCUCCAUGGCUGGGCCUCGCAACACUGCGUCCUCCAUGAGCCUGUACAGACGGGUCGGCCGCUCUUACUCUCCGGUGCCCGCAGACUCCCUGGACUUGACCCAGACCUCCGUGGUCAACAACGAAUUCAAAGUGAUUCGAACUAACGAGAAGGAGCAGCUGCAGGGUCUCAAUGACCGCUUCGCCAUGUUCAUUGAUAAAGUCCGACACCUGGAGCAGCAGAAUAAGGUGUUGGAGAAGGAGCUGGUGACACUGCGGCAGAAGCAGGGCGAGCCGUCCCGUGUCGCUCAGCUCUACCAGCAGGAGCUGAGGGACCUGCGGUCACAGGUGGAGGAGCUGAACAGGGACAAGAACCGCAUCCUAAUCGAGAGGAACAACACGGAGGAUGAGCUGCAGAAGCUCAUUGUGAAGUACGAUGAGGAGGCGAGGGCACGGGAUGAAGCUGAGCAGACCUUGAGGUCCUUCAGGAAGGACGUUGAUGACGCCACGGCCGUUCGUCUGGACCUGGAGCGCCGCGUGGAGUCGCUGAUGGAUGAAAUCUCCUUCCUGAGGAAUGUGCAUGACGAGGAAAUCCAGGAGCUGAACAGCAUGAUGGAGAAGCAGCAGGUCUCCGUGGAGCUCGAGCUUGCCAAUCCGGACCUCACCUCGGCUCUGAAGGAGAUCCGCAACCAGUACGAGUCCAUCGCCUCCAAAAACCUGCAGUCGGCCGAGGAGUGGUACAAGAGCAAGUUCGCCAGCCUCAACGAGCAGGCCAGCAGGACCAAUGAGGCCAUGAGGGCCAGCAGGGAGGAGAGCAGCGAGUUCAGGAGGCAGCUGCAGUCCAAGACCAUUGAGAUCGAGAGCCUGAGGGGUGCCAACGAGUCUCUGGAGAGGCAGAUCACAGAGAUGGAGGUCGCACACAACUCUGAAGUCACAGCCAUGCAGGACACUAUUGGCCACCUGGACACUGAGCUGAGGAACAUGAAGGGCGAGAUGGCCCAGCACCUGAGAGAGUAUCAGGACCUGCUCAACGUCAAGAUGGCCCUGGAUAUAGAGAUAGCUGCCUACAGGAAACUGCUGGAGGGGGAGGAGACUCACUUUAACUCAGGGAUGUCGUUUGGUGCUGCCACAUACAGCUACCUGCCUCGAGCCUCAGCCGGCUCCUCCAGGAGCAGCCCGAGGGAGAAAGAAGGGGCCACAAAGGAAAGCUUCAAGGAGAGCAGUGAGGAUAAAGAUGAGGCAGACAUCAACUCCAACUGAAGGAAGACAGGCAGAGGAAUCUGGAUAGUGAGAUAUGCUGUAUAUGUAUAGUGAGUUCAUAGUGACUGUAUUUGUUAAAGGCAACACUAAGACAAACAUUUGGAAUUGGAGCUGAAAGUUAAUAUUUUUGGUGAUAAUCAAUUUUCUCGUAGUUCCUGAGGUGUAGGUCUCAGUGUUUAGAAGAUCUUUGGACACCUUGUCAGUAUUACUGAGUUGUAACUCUAUAACACGAAACAAAGGAAUUUAUCUGAGCAUCUUCAGAGGAAAUCAUGUUGCAAAUAUAUAAAUAUGUGACCGGGUAUUAAAUGGGGGUAAAUGUUCAUUCGUUGCUGCUGCUGUGAUAUUGUACUGAAACUUGUGACAGGUAAGAAAAAAAAAAAAAAGAUUAGCACAGAUAGACACCAAGCGUUAGUUUCGUUCCACUUAUCUGUUGUUGCAGCGUGUUAUUAAUGAACUUGUGCUAUGAAGUUAUCAGACUGUAUCAGCUGUUGAGUUUGCUAUAAAGCAUCAUGCAGAGUUUGAGCUUUAGCAACUGUCUCCUUAUACUUAUUAAAGCACUUUAGGGUGUAUAGGGGAUGACAAUGUUUUAUGACAU